AUGGCUGAAAUUCGCAGAAAACUAGUUAUCGUCGGUGAUGGAGCUUGUGGAAAGACUUGUUUACUGAUUGUCUUCUCCAAGGGCACAUUUCCAGAGGUCUAUGUGCCAACUGUCUUCGAAAACUACGUCGCAGAUGUCGAAGUGGACGGAAAGCACGUCGAACUUGCGCUUUGGGAUACGGCUGGUCAAGAGGAUUACGACCGCCUGAGACCACUAUCAUAUCCAGACUCCCAUGUUAUCCUUAUCUGUUUCGCUGUUGAUUCACCGGAUUCUCUUGAUAACGUUCAGGAGAAGUGGAUCUCAGAAGUAUUGCAUUUCUGUUGUGGUCUCCCCAUAAUUCUUGUCGGAUGUAAGAAAGACUUGCGUUAUGAACAGAAGACACUUGAGGAGCUUCACAAAACCAGUCAGAAGCCAGUGGCUCCAGAACAAGGUGAAGAAGUCCGAAAGAAAAUAGGCGCUUACAAGUAUCUUGAGUGUUCCGCCAAAACCAAUGAAGGUGUUCGUGAGGUAUUCGAACAUGCUACGCGCGCAGCACUCUUAACCAAGAAAAAGAAGGAGAAGAGGUGCAUUAUCUUGUAA
Molecule: messenger RNA, 579 nt
Organism: Blumeria graminis f. sp. triticale
Lineage: Eukaryota; Fungi; Ascomycota; Leotiomycetes; Helotiales; Erysiphaceae
Source: the annotation of a GenBank genome assembly